Caenorhabditis elegans is the source of this 2428-nucleotide messenger RNA. RefSeq names its product PAP-associated domain-containing protein (gene F52D2.12). The record is from RefSeq and is marked reviewed. The coding region runs from base 62 to 1999 and encodes 645 amino acids. NCBI's taxonomy places the organism in Eukaryota, Metazoa, Nematoda, Chromadorea, Rhabditida, Rhabditidae. The transcript is spliced from 6 exons.
CUCUACCUUAUUUUUGUCGUUGAAUUUUAUAAUAUUUCAUGAAGUUUUCUUUCUUCCAGGUAUGCGUUCAUCAAAGCCGUACCCCAGUGCUCUGCCGAACUGGAGAAGAAAAAGAAGAGGUCGCCACCCUAGUAGCCGUUUUAAUCAGGAAGUUGCAACCAACGACAUGGAACACCAUAUCAAGGAACUGUUAAAGCCGUUCAAAAAGCGAGAGUGUGGUCAGCCAACAAUCCAUGAAUAUGGGCGAAAAUCGGGAAGAUCUCACCACGGAUCCGUGUCUUUCAACGGGAAUUAUUCUAUAAACUGCCACCAAUUGAAUCACUCGAUGAGUGGGGAAGAAUAUGGAAAAGUAUGCAAUCAGUUGAUGACUUUAGUCCAAGCAAACAACGUCUUCAGCACAUUGAGUCUCUCUCCAAUUGCUCCCAUCUUAUCUGCAGACUUCCGCCGCAACUUGCAUACACGCAAUAACUGGAAACAACGGAGCUUCUCAUUUUUUACUGAUCAGUACGACGUUCAGCAUUCAAAUACUGGAAGCCAUCAGAAUGGACAGCAUCGCCGAAGCUUCUCUGAUUCUUCGAACAAUCAUGGUCGCUCUGGGAAUGUGUCGCUCAGUUGGAGACCCGUUCCUGCUGGGUUUUCUUGGCCAACAAGUUGUCAAUCAAGUCUCGGUCAACAACGUGAUGUCAUGAAGUCGGGGAAUUCAAACCAGAGCUUUAAGGGAUUUCCGACUCAUGAAACGUCAUCUGAGAAGCAGCAACAAGAUCUGUCAAGAACCGACAAUGGGAAUUCACGUGGAAGCAGUGCUGUCCAGGAUCGUACUUUCUCGAACAAAAAUGACGAUGAACUAUCUGACGACGUGUUCCUAGACAAUUCCAUGAAUGCUGCAAACGGGCCAAGAGCUCCACUCGUUCAAGCCAUUUCCCGUAAUUUGAUAACCAAUGUAUUCAGCAAGGACGGCACUGAACUCUCCGUGGAACAGUUAUUGGAAAUUGUCAGCAUGAAGUUGGCUCAAUAUGAACACUCGACUUCCAGUUCUCAUGGACAAUGCAGCGACCUAAACCGGACAUUACCAGCUGAAAGUGAUUUGGAUUGUUCAAUCAGUGAUUUCUUCGACUCCAGUUUUGUAGAUGUAAACAAUAAAACACGUCCAGAAGCCUUGAUCGGAGAAAGAUGCCUGACAUCAUCCGACAAGUCUUCAAAACUCAAUGAGUCACUUGACGUGGUUCCAAAGCUUGCUGCGCUGGAUAGCUUUCAUAGUACCGGAACUCCAGUGUUCACGGAUUGUAAUGAUUGCCCAACACCGAAGAGAAGUGGAUUCAAUUGUGAAGUUUGGACAGCUGAAGUGAAUAAUAAAGUUUGGAGAUGGCUCUCGCUCUUCAAAACCACCAGUGAUCCGGCUCCACUUCAUCGCACACCAGCCAAUCCGACCGAAGAUUGCUCGCAAGAUCCAGAUUCAACUUCGCCACCACCACGCAUUUCUGAAAGCUUGACAGCAUUCCUGGUAGCUCAGCAAGAUUUCAAUGACUACAUUAAUACGAACUACAAAGAUAAGGCUCACAUCUUGAAAGUGAAUCUGAAUAUUCACGAAAUGUCGCCUGUCAAAUGGCUGUACUUGAAUUACUUCUGCAUCGAGACAAAUCCAAGAUUGAAUGGCCCUUAUGUCAUAGAUCCAAGGGUUCCACUUGUGCGAAAUAUGUUCAGAAGAUGGUUCCACCGCAAUGCUGAAUCCUGCUUCAAAAAUCCUGGCAAGCUUGCGAUUCUGCAAGGGACGGCUAGCAAAUUUGUGCAAUAUCAGCUACGCAUUUCUCAAAACGGAGCGAAUUCUUCCACGAACUCUACCAUCAUGUUUUACACAUUGUGGGAGGAAUGUAUAGGACAGAAAAAUAUCAUUUCUAUAAUCGACGCGUGCCUGCUUGCACACCUUCACACUACAGAUAUGGUCUUGUACAAGAAUGCAAAACGUGGUUGGCUCAAGUCGAUUCUCUCCCCACUUAGCUAAUAACAAUUGCCCCAAUUAUUCAUUUCUCAUUUAUUAUUUUUUUUCCUUUUUCCUUUUUAAUUUAUUUCCUUUUUUUAAUUGCCUCCCGGACCACCCACUCUUUUCAUUUUCCAACUCUGGUAAAUUGCUUCCCGGACCACCCACUUUUCUCAUUUUCCAACUGGUAAAUUGCUUCCCGGAUCACGCACUUUUCUUAUUUCCUAACUAUGGUCAAUUGCCUCCCGGAACACCCACUUUUCUUAUUUCCCAACUCUGGUAAAUUGCCUCCCGGACAACCCACUCUUCUUAUUUCCCAACUAUGGUAAAUUGCCUCCCGGACCACCCACUCUUCUUAUUUUCCAACUAUGGUAAAUUUUUGUAAUGACUCCCCAUUGAAUUUAAAUGAAAAUAAUUUGUAAUAAAAAACGGCGAAUGACUUGUUGAUAUUAA